Molecule: messenger RNA, 2351 nt
Organism: Oenanthe melanoleuca
Lineage: Eukaryota; Metazoa; Chordata; Aves; Passeriformes; Muscicapidae
Gene: SZRD1
Product: SUZ RNA binding domain containing 1
Exons: 4
Coding region: 28-525 (165 amino acids)
Source: RefSeq, a predicted model, not a curated record
GGGCGCGGGCCGGCGGGCGGCGCGCGCAUGCGCGGGGCGCGGGCCCGGCGGCGGACGGGAAUUAAAAUGGAAGAUGAGGAGGUCGCGGAGAGCUGGGAGGAGGCGGCCGACAGCGGGGAAAUAGACAGACGAUUGGAAAAGAAGCUGAAGAUCACACAGAAGGAAAGCAGCAGGAAGUCCAAAUCGCCUCCCAAAGUGCCGAUCGUGAUCCAGGACGAGAGCCUCCCCGCGGGGCCCCCGCCGCAGAUCCGCAUCCUGAAGCGGCCCAGCAGCAACGGCGUGCUCAGCAGCCCGCACCCCGCCAGCCGCCCCGCCUUCCCCGUCAAGUCGCUGGCCCAGCGCGAGGCCGAGUACGCCGAGGCCAGGAAACGCAUCCUGGGCAGCGCCAGCCCCGAGGAGGAGCAGGACAAGCCCAUCCUGGACAGGCCCAGGAUCUCUCAGCCCGAGGACACCAGGCAGCCCAACAAUGUGAUCCGGCAGCCGCUGGGCCCCGAUGGCUCGCAGGGCUUCAAGCAGCGCAGAUAGAGGCGGAGGCGCCGUUCUGCCGGCACGGACACACGGACCCGGGCCAGGGGACCUCCCGGGGUGAUUUGCACUGUGACCCUUUUGCUCUGCCCACUGUGACCUUCAGCCCCACGCACUGUGACCUCCCCUCUCCACCCACUGUGAGCGGCCAUCCCAGCAGGGCUGUCCCCGCAGCAGGGGACACGAGGGGCCGUGCCGGACUCGGCUGGGCGCAGGGAGCUGUGCGUGUCCCGCCCGGGUCGGAGCGAGCGCCAGCAAUAACUUCUGUUGGACUCAAAACCUGGCUUUUAAGGAAAGAAAAAAAAAAAAAAGAAGAUGGGAAGCCUCCCCAGCCACCACGCAUGUUGUCCUCAUCACUUCCAGAACGAGUUCUGUUUCCAAGGAUUUUAGGUUCUUUUAUUUGGUUUUCUGUUUGUUUUCUGUUUGCUUUCUGUAUCUUGGAUCGGCGGAGUGCAUGGGAAGGAUUUGAGCUGUUUGUUUGAAUCCAGAGAGCUAGCUGAGUGUUCUGAAGGGAAUUCCAAGGGAUUUCCAUGAAUGUGAUGGCUUGAAGAUGACAAGCUCAUGCUUCUCCCUCUCCAUUUCCACUGCCAUGGAAGCGAACUCCUGGAUACCCCCAGAUACCUUGGAGUGGGACCCAGUUCACAUCUUGGCCCCUGUUAACGGCCCCUUGAUUCCCUGCUGGCUUUGUGGAAAAGCUUAAAAUACAUCCUUUUUGGGUUCUUUUGUAUUUGGGGAGAAGGGAAUGCAGAGUGACCCCAUGAAAAUGCCUGCUGUCCGGCCACGAAGGGCCGGGUGGUGAAGAAUUUGGGAGAUGAGGAGGAGAGGCUCUGGCUGUGACGUCGGGCAGUGGGAUAUCCCAAGGGUCCGGCCCCGGUGGCGCAGGGACGGUACGAGCUCUCCCAGAGUGGCAGAACUGGGAACCAGACCAGCCCUGGAGAAAGCCUAGAUGAUUCCUCCAUCUCUCUGGAGGCAGCAAGGCUUCAGGGAAGGGAUCGUCCUACUCCGGCUGCCAGGAAGAGGACGGGGAGGCUGCUGCUCCCCAGGAAUGGAGAUGUUCCCUCCUGGAUGAAGCUGAGGAUCACUCGAUGUCAAGGGAUUGGAUGAAUUGGAUGAACACUAAAUGCUCUUCCUGGAGGGGCCAGGACCUGAAAACCUGGGUGGUUCCCGAUGGAUCCCAUCGGAGUGCUGCCUUCAGUAGGUCUGAGGGGAACGAGCCAAUCUUGAUGUGCACAAAAAGCCUUGUGUGGAAAUGAGGCUGAAAUCCCACAGAAGCGGGAAAAUAGAAACUACCUGUGUAUCCAAGCGACCCGCUGGAACCUUACUGAGCUCCUCACAGCUGAUUCCAGCGGGGUGGGAUUCCCCUGGGAUUCCCCCUGGGAUCCUGCUGACUUUUGGGGGAUCUCACUCAUCCCCCUCAGGCUGGGGGCCGGGAUGAGCUCCAGGAGGGGGCAGGAGGGAGAAGGACGUCAGCAAUAACCGUAGUCACUGCGCCUUUCCUUAAUUAUUCCUAAAGAUAGCAUCGAAUAGCCAAAAACCUUCCGAAUGCACCGGAUUCCGAUGAUCGCUGCCUCCUCUGUGUCCCGCACCGAGAUUCCACCUCCGGCACCGGAAUCCCCUUUUCCAGCACUGAAAUGCCCUUCUCCCGGCGGUGCCAGGGCCGGUGCCAGGACACGUCCCGCCCGCGGGCAGGGCUCGGCGGCGUUCCUGCGGGAAGCGCCUUCAUCCCGGGGAGGGGGAGGAUGGACGCGGCUCCGCCCCGAAAACAAACCUGCGCCGGAAAGAAAACGUUUUAUAAAUCGUAUUUUAAAUAAAUGUCUUUAAACUUU